AUGUUAUCCACAGUUGUAAAACCGAGGGAUAAGUGCUCAGCUUUCCUUAUUUGUCGUUGCUGGGUUUCUUCUGGUGCAGGUCCAAGAUGUUCCUCUGUAUGUGAGAAAAGCUGCUGGGGAGAAACUGCACAGGACUGCCAAACUCUGACCCGAAUUAAUUGUGCAUCGGGAUGUCAGCGAUGUAAAGGCCCUCUGCCCAAUGACUGCUGUCACGUGCAGUGUGCCGCUGGGUGCACAGGACCUAAAGACUCAGACUGUCUGGCAUGUCGUCACUUCAACAACAGCGGUGUGUGUAUAAAAGAGUGUCCUCCACCAACCAUCUAUGACCCCCUCACCUUUCAGACCAAACCCAACCCAAACAAGAAGUUCACCUUUGGAGCCACCUGCAUCAAGACGUGUCCUUAUAACUAUCUGGCAAUGGAAGUGGCCUGUACUCUCUUUUGUCCCCGAGACAACCAGGAAGUUAUCAUCAGCAACCCUGACGGACUGGAGACGCAGAAAUGUGAACCCUGUAGAGACGACUGUCCCAAGGUGUGCUACGGUCUGGGUAUGGACAACCUCGGUGUCAUGGACAAACACGGCAUCACCAUGGUAACGUCUUCUAAUGUGGAGAAGUUCAACAAGUGCAAGAAAAUCUUUGGUAGUCUGGCCUUCCUCCCUCAGAGCUUUGCAAGGGACCCUGUGACCAACACAUCAGGCCUGAGUUUGGAGCAGCUGAGUGCCUUCAAGAGACUGGAGGAGAUUACAGGUUAUUUGUACAUCGACGCCUGGCCAGAAGAGUGGACCGACCUCAGUGUGUUUGAGAACCUGAAGGUGAUCAGAGGCAGAAUGCUCUACAAGGGUGUGUUUUCACUGGCCGUCCAGAAUCUCCACAUCCGUUCUCUUGGGUUGCGAUCGCUACGCAGCGUCAGUGGAGGUUUGGUCUUAAUGUACAACAACACUCAGUUGUGCUACACUAAUUCUCUGCCCUGGGAGACCCUGAUCCAUCCCACCCAGGGACCCCAUCGAAUCGUCAGCCACAACCAGGACCCCCAAGUCUGUGAGGCAACGGGGAAUGUGUGUCACCCGCUGUGUGAAGGAGGCUGCUGGGGUCCGGGGCCCAGCCAGUGUGUGUCCUGCAAAACCGUCAAACGUGGCCAUGAGUGCGUGGAGCAGUGUGACAUCUAUCAGGGGUCUGUGCGUGAAUACACAGACGGAUCCGAGUGCAAUGCGUGUCAUCCAGAGUGUCGACCUCUCAAUGGCUCUGCCUCCUGCCACGGCCCGGGUGCAGAAGAUUGCACAGAGUGUCUGAACUUCCAGGACGGUGAGUUUUGCGUGGCGAGCUGCCCCAGUGGUGUGAAGGAGGAUCAGCAAACUGUGUGGAAGUACAGCAAUGCCACUGGGCACUGUCUGCCCUGCAACACCAACUGUACACUGCCCUGCACUUUCAUGGAUGAGAGAGGCUGCCCCAUCGACACCAGGACAGGGCCCGGUACGACCAUCGUGGCUGCAGUGGGUGGAGUGGUGCUCUUCUUCAUCCUGCUGGCUCUGCUGGUCUUUUACCUGAGAAGACAGAAUAAGCUAAAGAGGAAGGAGACGCUGAGGAGGAUCCUGCAGGAGCACGAGCUGGUGGAGCCUUUAACGCCGAGCGGUGCGUCACCCAAUCAGGCUCAGAUGCGCAUCCUGAAGGAGACAGAGUUGAAAAAGCUCAGGGUGCUGGGUGCAGGGGCCUUUGGUACUGUCUACAAGGGAGUGUGGGCUCCUGAUGGGGAAAAUGUGAAAAUACCAGUAGCCAUUAAGGUGUUGCGAGAAAACACCUCCCCGAAGGCCAACAAAGAAAUCCUUGAUGAGGCCUAUGUGAUGGCGGGGGUUGCCAGCCCGUAUGUGUGCCGCCUCCUGGGGAUCUGCCUGACCUCCACAGUGCAGCUGGUCACUCAGCUGAUGCCGUACGGCUGCCUCCUCGACUACGUCAGGGAGAACAAGGACCGCAUUGGUUCCCAGUUCCUCCUCAACUGGUGUGUCCAGAUUGCCAAGGGGAUGAGUUAUUUGGAGGAGGUACGGUUGGUUCACAGAGAUCUGGCCGCGCGAAACGUUCUGGUGAAGAACCCGAAUCACGUGAAGAUCACUGACUUUGGUCUGGCCCGUUUGCUCGAUAUAGACGAGACCGAGUAUCACGCUGAUGGAGGGAAGGUGCCCAUUAAAUGGAUGGCCCUGGAGUCUAUUCUGCACAGACGGUUCACUCAUCAGAGUGACGUCUGGAGCUACGGAGUGACAGUUUGGGAGCUGAUGACGUACGGUUCUAAACCCUACGACACAAUACCAGCGAGGGAAAUACCAGAUGUUUUAGAGGGUGGGGAGAGACUUCCUCAGCCCCUCAUCUGCACCAUCGACGUCUACAUGAUCAUGGUCAAAUGUUGGAUGAUCGAUCCAGAGAGCAGGCCCAAGUUCAGAGAUCUGGUCAAUGAGUUUACUGCCAUGGCCAGAGACCCACCUCGCUAUGUAGUCAUUCAGAACGACGAGGACAUGAGCAAGUGCAGCCCGGUGGACAGUCGGUUUUACCGGAUGCUUCUGGAGGAGGGGGACAACGUGGGGGAAAUGAUGGACGCUGAGGAGUAUCUGGUGCCGCAGCCAAACCUCUUCACCAGGACGAAGGGAGACGAGCCGCAGGCCAACGGACCGUCCAGACACCAGUCGUACAGGCAGAGCAGAGAUCAGGGCUUAGACGUUGAGCCCUCCAUCGCCGGUGGUCCUCGGAGCAUGUACUCGUCCCUGAGCACUCUGGGUCGCAGCCAGUACCCGACCUUACCGUCAGGAGCCAGCACCUCCAACGGUCUGUGGCCUCAGUACCCGACGCUGGCUCGCAGCCCCUCAGCCGGAGGCCAGUCUGACUCGGUCUUCCUGGACGGGCCUCCAGACGGCCACUCAUUGCCCCCCGCCAGCCCUGGACGCUACUGCAAAGACCCCACCUACCCCAACGGUAGCCAGGGAGACCUCGAGACCGACGGGCCGAAUGGCUUCCUCCACCCUCAUCACCUCCAUCACUCACUGCCCAGGCGGAGUCACGGCCACAAUCAUAAUCAUGCCUUACCAGAGUACGUCAACCAGGAAAUUAGGGAUCUCAGACCAGGGAUCCCCGAGCGGCCGAGCACGCUGCCUCGUAAAGGCUCCAGAGUAGACCGACGGCUCCCUAACGGACUGAGCUCUGGUCACAGUGUGGAAAACCCCGGAUACUUGGUCCCUGUGAGCUCCCCGAACUCCAUCUCUCCUGCUUUUGACAACCCGUACUACCUGGACCUUGUGGCCAAAGCCAAAGUGGCACCAGGAGCAGCAGUGGUGGACGGACCUACAGCACUGGAGAGCAACGGAGGAGUUGGCCGGCAUAUGAACGGGUUUUUGACCCCCACCGCAGAAAACCCAGAGUAUCUCGGACUAGCGGACACCUGGAGCGGGCACACCUGAGGAGAGGGACCGGGAGCUGAAAUGGAAUCACAGAGGGAAAUGAGAGAAAGGGAAGAUGGAUAUUUAUGUGACAGAAAUGAACUGGGUGUGUGUUUGAAACUGGCUGUUGUAAGGGCAUGUGGAACCGAACUCUCUCUCCAUAUCGACAAAAGCACCCAAACCGGUCAAGGCCGUCUGUCAGAAGUCACCAAAUCACCAAGUUGUGACACACAUUGACUCAGCGCAGUGUAGCAAUAAUAUGGUGUCUAUGGCAUCAUUUGUAUUCAUUUCUUCUUGUUAUCAAUCUGUGACUGUUAAGUGCCAAAAGGAGGAUUACUCAGCCUCCGCAAAUAACUCGAUAAGCAAAGUUCACCUGAGUCAACAACCCGUCACGGUACGAGAAGAAUCUGAUCAUCACAGAGUCAUCCGACUGGAUUCAUGAAUGCUGAUUUUUUUUUUUUUUUUUUAAGGACAUUUUCUUUUAAUUUGUUCAGUUUCUGUGGUUGUUUCCACGACAUGUGAAUCAUCUGUUAAAUUUCCUUCAGUUCCCUCAUGCUUUUGGAUUUGCUUCUCAACUCAGCUGAGCAGAGAAAAACAACAUAUAGAACACUGACAAAGUGAGCCAUGAUAUGCAUUGAAGACGAUGUUUAGUAUUCUGGUCACUUUCUCCCAGACCUGAUGGGGGUCUUUAAUACUCUCAAAGCCAUUUUGUUUUGGACAGAGAAGGCCCUGCAGCCCAUCUGGCCAGUAGAAAUGUUCCCUGAAAGAAAGGCAUCCUGUAUGGAGAAGACAGCGGCAUUGUGCCGCACUGAUGUAUGUGGUUGUUGGUGUCUGUGGCUGCAGCUACUUUGUGGUACGAGGAAUCUGUUAUGAGGUACGAGCAGACUUUGUAAGCUACAAAGAUAUCAGAAAUUCUAUUUUUUUUGUAAAGAGAUAGUGAAUAAGUAAUUAAGUUAAAGCAAACUUUUCAGGGACUGUCAGUUUUUCAGAGAAGCAGGCAGAAUGACUUCUGUUCAGUCUUGCAAACUGCACUACAUGUUAGGGUGCUAUGUUUUGCCCUCCAAGCUUGUGUUACCACAGUGAGCCUUCUGGGUAUCGUAGCUUUCCACUGUGCAAGAUGUGAAGAAUCUGCAUGAAUAUACACAAGUGUUUCCUUUUACGAAACGAAAAGCAGCCCUGCUGUUUGUGUUUUUGUGCAAGAGUGAGCAAUUCACCAGACACUGGAGCUGAAUGUGAUUCUGAGGAGGCAACAACAUUGCUCUGCUCCAUUUGGAUAAUCAAUGCAUGGCUCGAAUUCCACUCAGCACGAACACACUGGCAUCCCAGUUAAUAAUCAACAGCAUUUUUUUCAAGGCUGUUUUUUUUCAUGUUAACUGGUGUUGGGCUGGGGGAGGUCACAACCGAGUCAAUGCAGCCAUUGUCUGACCCUCAUGUCCUUGUCGGAAAGUCAGCGCUGUCCUAACUCACACAUCCCAACAACGCCGUCGUCACAGGUUCGGAGAGAAAGAAGCAGUUUGCAGAGUUGUGGGACUCGGCAGCAGAAUGUGGUUCACUGGAGGCUUGUAAUCCUGGACAGGUCUUGAAAAACAGUGGGUGAUUUUCUCGUCUCCCCUCGCGUACUAAACAAACUGCAGCUUCAUCAUCCAGCUGCAAACAACUACUACUGAGUUUCAACACUAAGCAUUUUCAAGACAAACCUCUCUGAGAUGUGUGUGUACAUAUAAAUAUAUGUGUAAACGCUCCACAUAGUGAGUGCAGUGUGUCAUCAGUGGGAGGGCUGAGAUGUUUGUCAGAAUGUGUACAACUCCCCCCAGCACUCACAGAUUUCACUCUGAAAGUCUUUUAUCUUGAUGUUCUCAUACGGGUUUUGAAGAGUUUUGUUCCAGAAUAAGAUCUCUGAAAAAUACACCUGAUUUUAGAUUACAAUUUCUUACAUAUAAAUGAUGUGGUGUUGUUUUUUCUUUUUCUUUUUUUUAAAUACAAAGAUUUUAUUUUAAUACCAUCAACUGUCAUAUACUAACAUUAUUUAGAAUGAGACUGUUUUUGAAGUUUUGAGUGAUAAGAUUCACAUAAUCUCUGUUCAUCUUUAUAUUAUGAUGAAUGUACAGCGUAGUGUUUUGGAAUGAAACCCUUCAAAAGUA
This is a messenger RNA of Stegastes partitus (bicolor damselfish), 5558 nucleotides long. RefSeq names its product erb-b2 receptor tyrosine kinase 2 (gene erbb2). Lineage: Eukaryota; Metazoa; Chordata; Actinopteri; Pomacentridae. Bases 1 to 3438 code for a protein of 1145 amino acids. Gene Ontology annotation, biological process: cell surface receptor protein tyrosine kinase signaling pathway; neuron differentiation; multicellular organism development. Gene Ontology annotation, molecular function: transmembrane receptor protein tyrosine kinase activity; ATP binding. The record is from RefSeq and is a predicted model, not a curated record. The transcript has 24 exons. Gene Ontology annotation, cellular component: basal plasma membrane; plasma membrane; signaling receptor complex.